Gymnodraco acuticeps is the source of this 2941-nucleotide messenger RNA. RefSeq names its product fidgetin-like 1 (gene fignl1). The record is from RefSeq and is a predicted model, not a curated record. The transcript is spliced from 3 exons. Gene Ontology annotation, molecular function: microtubule severing ATPase activity; ATP binding; ATP hydrolysis activity. NCBI's taxonomy places the organism in Eukaryota, Metazoa, Chordata, Actinopteri, Perciformes, Bathydraconidae. The coding region runs from base 333 to 2225 and encodes 630 amino acids.
UUUGUCAAUGUAAUAACUACAAGCAUUUGUUUAAUUUUGACUAGUUUUAUAAUUUAGGCAAGAGCGAUGCUGAAAGACUAGUUUAGGUUCUCCAAGAACGAAUUGGAACGAAACAGGAAGUUGUACUGAUGAGGAAGCAACUGGUGGCGCGAAAAACUAAACAGCUUUCAUCACGUUUACAUUAUUAUACACCUUGUGUUUGUAUUAUAACACCCACUUUUAUCGUAAUAUCAGAAGAUUUAUAAUUUAGUUAUCUGAGCUUGGUUAUGGAGAUCAAGCAUGCUUAAAACAAAAAGUGUGGCGUUGCAAAGACAGACUGGAGCAGGCCAGGCAUGAGUGGAGCACACCUGGACGAAUGGCAGAGGAGGUCCUUUGACAUUUCAUCUGGCAACUGUACACCUGAACAGACGGCCGAUGCCUACCGGGCCCACAUCCUCUCCAUUCAGUAUGCAUGGGCAAGCUCCCAGCUCUCUCAGGCCGGCAUGGACAGCCUGCUCAGGACCUACUCGGAGCGCUACGCCGCAGUGCUGGACUCAGAUGACCCCCGCACUGGGCUGAACAACUAUGCAGACAGCGCUCUGCACCUGGCUCGCAGUCAGAGGAACCACAGUGACAAAUGGGAGUCGUUCCUCACCAUGGAGAGUGUGCUGGAGCUGCCCUGCGUGCAGAGGAUGAUUCAGGCAGGGAAGGGGGGAGGGGGCUCCCUGGUGGCAGCAGGAGAUGUUAACAUAUCUGUGGGGCAAGAGAGCAGAGGCAGCUCCCUACCUGCUGCUUUUACUGGGGACUGCUCAGACACUGCAUUGUUCAAACCUACAGUUCCACCCCAGCCUAAAGCAGAGGUUAACACCAGUGCCAGUAAUCCAAACUCAUUCUCCCGUCCUCCAGCUCGACCACAGUCUGUGUUCACUCACUCUUCCUCAGCUCUUCCCCAGGGAAACCCUGGCCCUGCAGGGGGAACACAAAACUAUCAGUCCUCCUACUUACCCAACUCCAACACAUCUAAGCGGAAGAACUUUUACAACACAGACAGAGGGGAUGGUGGCAGGGGUCAGCAGGGAGGUCAAGCAGGCAGUGACCCGCAAGCUGGAAGCAACUUUAAAACGGCUCGCGAGCAGUUCAUUGUUGAGCAACAGAAAAAACACUCCAACCAGGCGCAGAGAGGUCAGGCAUCCUGGCCGGCAGCAGCUGUGAAGAAAUCUCUAGGAGCCAACAGGCCGCGGGGUACAUUUUCCAAAUUUGUGUCACCCAUUCCCCGACAGGAGGAGGAAGAAGGAGGAGGGCCAAAUGGUAAUUCCAAUCAGGAACCUCAGAUCGUGGACGAGCGUCUGAAAAACUUUGAGCCGAAGAUAAUUGAGCUGAUCAUGAGUGAGAUCAUGGACCACGGGCCUCCUGUCGUCUGGGAGGACAUCGCAGGCCUGGAGUUCGCCAAGACCACCAUAAAGGAGAUUGUAGUUUGGCCCAUGCUGCGACCUGACAUCUUCACUGGUCUCCGGGGUCCACCUAAAGGCAUCCUCCUGUUCGGACCCCCGGGGACUGGAAAAACUCUGAUAGGGAAAUGCAUAGCCUGCCAGUCAGGGGCCACCUUCUUUAGCAUCAGCGCUUCAUCACUCACAUCCAAGUGGGUGGGUGAGGGAGAGAAAAUGGUGCGAGCCCUCUUUUCCAUCGCCCGCUGCCACCAGCCUGCUGUCAUCUUCAUCGAUGAGAUCGACUCGCUGUUGUCCCAGCGGACGGACGGGGAGCACGACUCCUCACGCAGGAUAAAAACAGAGUUCCUGGUUCAGCUGGACGGAGCAACGACGUCAGCCGAGGAUCGCAUCCUGGUGGUGGGCGCCACCAACCGGCCUCAAGAGAUAGACGAGGCUGCCCGGAGACGCCUGGCCAAGAGGUUAUACAUCCCCCUGCCCGAGGGAACGGCCCGGCGGCAGAUCAUCAUUAACCUCAUGACCCAAGAGAAGAACCAGCUGGACGAGCCGGAGCUGGACAGCGUGGUUGCUGCCACAGAGGGCUUCUCAGGCGCCGACAUGACGCAGCUCUGCAGAGAGGCGGCGCUCGGGCCCAUCCGCAGCAUCCAGCUCAGUGACAUCGCCACCAUCACUGCAGACCAGGUGAGACCCAUCCAAUACAGAGACUUCCAGGACGCCCUGCAGACCGUACGGCCCAGUGUCUCAUCAAAAGACUUGGAGCUGUAUGAGGAGUGGAACAAGACCUUCGGAUGUGGACGUUAAGCGUGGCUGCUUAUCCUGAUUGUUGUUCAAAUUGAGGAUUUCAUUUUGAACUGAGUUUUUGAUUUCAGCUCUGGAGGAAUUCAUACAAAAGCACAAAUUGGGCAGAGAUAAUAGCAUGUGCACUUGUUGUUGUUAAUCCUAUUGAGAACAAAAAUGUUUGGCAAUAGUGUAGUCUCAAAUAAGGUAUAGAUACUUAAAAGCAUCACAAAGAUAGUUAUUUUAAUGCAGGGAUUUCUGUCAAGUUGCAUUACAUUGAGGUUAGUAUAUCCAAAAAUUCCUUUUAAUUGAAUUAAUAUUUUUCCAAACAUCCCGAUGUUAUGCGAACCAUUUAAUGUUCGUUCCUACCAAAACGCUGUUGCAAAACAAAUCCAGUUAUCAGUGCUCUUAGUGCUGAUGGGAUGAGAGACUUUUCUGUAUGAAGAAAUCGCUCUUCAAUUGUUCCCAGCUGUUUGUUACUGCAUUAUCCUCUGGUUUGUUUGGAUAUUUAUUUCACUGUUGCUGUGUGAUUUGCUGAAGGCAUUAAGAUAUAUUGUAUUAGUAUCAUUUUUGUAAUGCUGUGAGGAUAAACAUUCAGCAUGUUUAAUAACCAUCCCAAUAGAUAUUCUCACCUCUCUCAUAUACUGUGUUUCAUGACUGAAUGAAUUUGAGUUUGAUUCUUAAUUGAAUUGCCAAAAUUGUAUUUUUUUCCUAAUAAAUAAAAAUGUUACCAUCCUAUA